ACUUCUGUUACUCUGACCAUCUUCCAGCAAGGGCCCAGGGAUCAUCCUGAUAUUGUUGAUUCAUUUAUGCAACUCCAAGCUCAGGCCCUCAAACGGAAGCCUGAUUUAUUCUUAUCAGAGAGUCUUGAUGUGAAAGCCGUGUUUCACUGUGGAGUGCUGUCACUGAAAUUCCCAGAAGCCCCGACAGUCAAAUCGACCUGCUUUUUCUUUACGGAGCUAAUAGCGCACUGUGCAGACGUUCCUCGUGUUGGUCAGGUCGUGCAGGAAGAUGGUAAACUCCUCCUGCUGGCUGUUCUGGAGGCCAUCGGCGGUCAGUCGUCCCGCAGUCUGAUGGAUCAGUUUGCAGAGGUGCUCUUCUGUCUGAACAAGCAUUGCUUCGCUCUGCUGACGGUGUGGCUCAAAGAAGCUCUGCGCUCACCGGGCUUCCCAUCCUCACGCGUCUCUGACGAGCAGAAAGACACGUUCAGCCAACAGGUGCUCAGGGAGCGAGUGAACAAGCGCCGAGUGAAAGACAUUGUGAAGGAGUUUACCUUGGUGUGCCGUGGCCUUCAUGGAACCGAAUACGCCGCGGACUACUGAGCAGCCGCUCAUACGGACACAGAGUGAGAGGAAACCCAAGAAGUUCAUCUCCUGAUGUGAAUGACCAGUGUCAGAACUGACCGUCUGAGAGUCGGGAUCUUCCUCCACCUCGUCCUUCUCGCUCUUUCUCUUUCAGCCACUGUCUCAUUGGAUUUUGGGGUCUCCGUAGGGCGAUCCGAUCCCCCCCCCGCAUCUCACGGCAUGUUCGCUGGAAACCGUUCUUUGAUUCUCCCACGUUCGAUCUUCCGUGGCUCUUGGGCUGUUUUCCUUGUGAUAAUUUGCAUCCGUUUGAACAAAGAAAUAGUGUUAGUUUAAUGUUUUUUAAUUUUAUUUUGGAGAUACUGAAAUAAAAAGCAUAUAUAUACACAUAUAUAUAUUUAAAUAUAUAUAAAUGCACAUAAUAAUCUAGUAAACUGUGGGGUGACGAGUCCGUGUGCUGCUAACAGAGAGAGGGACCAAUACAGACUGAUUUUUCUCUGUGGCUUUAUAUCUAUCCACUAUAUCUCUCUGUCUGUUUAACCCCUUACGCUCGGUUCUGCCAAAAAAUUUUGUUGACGUUUUUUUUAUAAAAUGAUUAUUAUGAAGGUCAGCAGCAUAUUUGGUGACUUGUAGAGACCGGGUGUUACACAACGAAUAAGAGAGAGAUCGAUGCACUAAGAUGAAUUAAUUGUCAUCAUUUACCCACCAUCAUGACGUUCAUAACCUGCACAUUUUUCUUUAGAAAUUCUUCUUUGUGUUUCACUGAAGGAAUAGAGUUGUACAGGUGUAGAUUGACAUGAGAUUCAUUUUUGGUUAAACUGUCCUUUUAAUGUCAGUAGGUGCAUGCACACACAUCAUGGUACCAUUAAAAAUUUGAAGUGCUUUUAAAACGAGUUAUUAAAGGAAGAGUUCACCCAAGAUUUCUGAAUUUCUGCUCACUCUCAGACCUUCCAAAAUGUAGAUGAGUUGGAGUCUUCAUAGGAAAAGAUUUGGAGAAAUGUAGCAUUCCUUCACUUGGUCACCAAUGGAUCCUCUGCAGUGAAUGGGUGCCGUCAGAAUGAGAGUCUGAUAAAAACAUCACAAUAAUCCACGCCACUCCAGUCCAUUAAUUCUAGUCUCGUGAAGUGAAAAGGAUUAUUGUGAUGCUUUUAUCAGCUGUUUAGACUCUCAUUCUGACGGGACCCAUUCAGCAUCCAUUGGUGAACACGUGAUGGAAUGCUACAUUUCUCCAAAUCUGUUCUUAUGAAAAAAACAAACUCUCGUACAUCUUUGAUGGCUUGAAUAAAUGUAUCAGAUUGUAAUUUUAAGGCAAAUAAUCCCUUUAAACAAAUACUGCAUGUCUCUCUCUCUCUUUUUCGUUUCCCGCCCAGUUGCUUGCCGACAUGUAGCAUGUGUGUUACAUUACAUACGGGCCCAGAAUGUGUCAUAAUCGGUGGACGAGGGCUGUUCUAUCGUGUUUGUUUACUAGCGAAUCACAGAGUGAGAACAAAGGGAGAGACAGAGGAGGCAGAUGUACAUUAGGUUUUUUGUUUUCUUUUUGUAUCUGGUUUUAAUUUAUUAAAUACAUCUGAGAUGGCA
Molecule: messenger RNA, 2136 nt
Organism: Carassius auratus (goldfish)
Lineage: Eukaryota; Metazoa; Chordata; Actinopteri; Cypriniformes; Cyprinidae
Product: importin-13-like
Exons: 7
Coding region: 67-579 (170 amino acids)
Biological process (GO): protein import into nucleus
Cellular component (GO): cytoplasm
Source: RefSeq, a predicted model, not a curated record